AAACAACUCAACAGAUGGAUGUGAGAAAGGCUUGGCUCUAAGCCCUUAGUCAAGUCAGCUCUUACCAGCAAUUCUUAAGUUUAUACACUUAAGAUUCAUCCUUCAUGCCCAGCUCACCUGGACGACGUUGAGGAAUCUUAAGCGUCUUCAAACCAGUCCUUUGGCAUCAAGAGGAGGUCUUUGUGCCUUCAAUAUAGAUCAUUGGACUGGGGUUGUGAAUGUUCUGACUUCAUUGCCAUUGAGAAAGAGGGAACUUGGAAAGCUUCUCAGCUGGAAAACCCCUUGGACCCAAGACUCCAGAAACAAAAACCCCAAAUUUGGCAAUUUGACCCCAUGGAAGUGUUGAAAGAAUGGCCGGGUCAUCCCAAGGAAUUCUACAAUUUGGUGUGGUUCAAGAUGGGAGGUUACAAGAGCAUGAUGCCCAAGAUGGACCAGGACGUGCUGAGUGAAAGUCUCUGCCAUAAAUACCUGAUCCAGACUGGGCGAAGCGCUGCCCUAGUAAUCCAGAUGCUCGACAGGGAAGUGCGACAUGCAGUUUGCAUCUUCUACUUGGUUCUCCGGGCACUAGACACAGUGGAGGAUGACAUGACAAUUAGCUUGAAGACCAAGAUUCCCAUUUUACACAAGUUCUAUUCUUACCUGUAUCAGCCUGACUGGAGAUUCAUGGGCAGCAAUGACAAGGACAAGCAAAUACUGGAGGAUUUCCCAACGGUGAGCCACUGCCUCCAUACUUGA
Anolis sagrei ordinatus is the source of this 735-nucleotide messenger RNA. The record is from RefSeq and is a predicted model, not a curated record. Lineage: Eukaryota; Metazoa; Chordata; Lepidosauria; Squamata; Anolidae.